Messenger RNA from Plenodomus lingam JN3, 138 nucleotides. NCBI's taxonomy places the organism in Eukaryota, Fungi, Ascomycota, Dothideomycetes, Pleosporales, Leptosphaeriaceae. The record is from RefSeq and is a predicted model, not a curated record.
AUGCGAAUUGCAAAGGCGAAACCGCCACACAUCCACAGCUCCUCAAGCAAGACUCAAAACCACAGUGGUUCAGGCCUGCCGCACCGAUCAGGCGAUUUCUUAUGCAUGCAUCCAUACCGGUAUUGGCGAGCGCUGUAG